Messenger RNA from Folsomia candida, 1115 nucleotides. RefSeq lists its product as uncharacterized. NCBI's taxonomy places the organism in Eukaryota, Metazoa, Arthropoda, Collembola, Entomobryomorpha, Isotomidae. The coding region runs from base 427 to 1041 and encodes 204 amino acids. The transcript is spliced from 4 exons. The record is from RefSeq and is a predicted model, not a curated record.
AAUACAUGUGACAAGAGCACAAACAAAUUUAUACACAUAUUUAUUUACAUUGCAGGUUUCUGAGCAAACAUUUCUGUUGUUCAAGAAACAAAUUGGUACGCUGAAUGAGCAAUUUUAUCUGACAGUGUGAACAUGUUCGUGGUUUAUUAUAAAGUUGGCUAAGCAGAAAUUGCGGUGACACUGGCAGUUUCGCUAUUACAUAAGAUAAUAUGUUGCAAAAUGCAUGCUAAGUACAUUUGUAAAUAUGUAUGUACAUGCAGGCUAAAUUGUCGUAAAACAGCGCAUUCUAUAUUUACAAAUAUACUUACUCAAACAGUUACAUAAAGAACGAAUGGCUGGCUCGUUUGUAACCUUAAAAUUCUGGUAGAAUUUUUUCUUGCAAAUGUAACAUACGCAUUGUUCUAACAUACACAUUACUUAUUACACAUGACAAACACCGGCGAAUAUUUUCAAUACCGAAUAUCAUCCAAGUUUGUUGGAGAAAUUCAAAUUGUGUUCUCCAUAAUUGUAUUGGUCAGUGGUAUUGCAAGCACAGUUUCGUUCUAUUCCAGAUUAGAGUCUGCAGAAGGCCAUGACAGAGAUUUGGCAGUGGGAUACAUUACUUUUUCCAUCCUGACAAUUAUUGUAGCUUUGACGGAUAUUAUAUUUGCAAUAAUUUUGAUCUCUGCUACCCAAAAAAUCAGUUUAGGAAGGUGUUUACUAUGGCGUGGAUCGGCCUGUGCCACGUUUGGCUUGUUCGGUUUGAUGACAAUUGCUUUUGUUUCAAUGAUGAAAACACCCACAAUUGUCUUGGGGUUCUUGCCAACACUAAUAUUUAAGCCCUUUGCACUUUGGGUCGUUGGUGGAUUUAUCAAAGAACUUCGCACGUUGGACAAUUUUCCAACUAAUUCAACAAUCAAUUUCCCACCGGCAAAACCAACUCUGAGCUUACAACAUCCACAAAAUACGAGAAGGACAACGAUGAUAUUCAGACGUGAAUCCGUAUCGAGACCACCUUCCGUAGUUGGUUCAAAAAUUACAACUAUUUCAGAAGAACCUUAAUAUUAAAUAUUAUGCUCUCCAUGUUAAAUGUGCAUACGUGAAUAAUAAAACUUCAACGAAUAGAGUACAUAUAA